UUUCUUUUCAGAUUUACUUACCCUGAAGAAGAUCACACCGCCAUCUUGCACGUGCGAGGCCUCACAAAAUGCGGUACGCAGAUUUGCGUUCGUUUUCUUCCGCGUUUUCCAUUCUUUCUCAAAAGAACUCUUCAAUGGCCGCCUGCUUCCUCUAACCACUUCGAUCAUGAGCUUUCUAGUCCCUCGAUAUAACCAGGUGACCAUCUAACUCUAUGCAAGACAUUCCAUUCACUGUUUUCUCAGAUCAAACCCUAAUUUACCCCGUGUAAAUACUUGAGCAUUCCCUGAUCUGAGUUCAACCCAUAUUUGAUCCAAUUUUAUUCUUUAAUGGAUGCUAGUCUAUGGUAAUGGACACAUCUGAGCCUAGUUCAAAGCGUCGGUUUGUGGAUAAUUUGGAUUCACAAAGGGAAAGGGAUAGAGAAGGGGAUGGAAGAGAAAGUUCAGAUAAGAGGCGGCACCGUUCUAGCAAGUCGAGAAAGCACACCAACACUGAUGAACCCUGCGAUUGGGAAGAUAGUAGAGAUAGAAGAAAGAAUUCACCAGAAAAUGUAUCGAAUAAAAAGAAGUUAAUUAGCUCAAGCAAGGCCGAUAGCUCAGAUGAGAAUGAAUGUGAUGAAAGGAGAGUUUCAGGAUCCCGAACGGUUAGGGAAGAGCAAGAUGGUGACGAUUAUUUAAGCAAGGGGGGGAAUGGGGAUCAUCAUGAAAGAAAUGAUAAGAAAACGAGUGGUGUCAACUAUGAGAAAACAUCAAUUGGUGGUCGUAAAGGACGGGAGGAGGGUCGAAAUCGGUCAGAGGAGGUGGUUUUGCAAAAACGUCAUCCAGAAUCUAAAGAAAGUGAUAGAGAUAGAAGUCAGAGUAGUCGGACAAGUAAACAAAAGGAUGAACAAGAUGGAAAAAGCAAGAGAAGAUGGGAUGUGUCAGAUAGCACGAGACCUAGUAUCGGGGAAGUGAUGGACGAAGAUUAUAAAUCAGAGAGGAGGAGUGGAAAAUCUCGUGAUAGUAAAGUUGGUUCUACUAGAGAGAAAAACAUAGAUACAAGAAGUGAGGCAAGUGAGUAUUCUUCUAAAGGAAGGAGGGUUUCUGAUUCUUAUCAUGGUAAAGGAGAUGAAGGGAAAUCAGCGAGGUCUAAUGAGAGGGAGGAUAAGAGAAAUGACGAAGGAGAGAGAAGGGGUAAGUCCAGAGGGAGGUCUGAAGAUGAUGGGGGAAGGUCAUUCGGUGGGGGCCGGGAUGAUAAGUUAGAUGGUUUGAGGGAUGACAAGCAAAAGCAUUCUAGAGAGAGAAUCGAGGAUAGAGACAAUUGGGACAAGUCCAGCUCUCAAAGACAAACCCAUAAGGGCCAUGACGAGAGAAGUGAUAGGAACCGGAGUUUUCGUGAUGCUUCAUAUGCUGGUCGAGAUGAUACUGAAAAUAAAGAGAGACAUGGAAAACCGGAUGACCAUGAACAUGGAGAGAGAUCACGUGCUAGAGAGAAAAGAGAUUCAGGUUGGGAUGAUGGUGGCUCAAGGAGUGGAAGGGGGGCUAGGCAUACAAGAAGGUCUUGGAGCCCUGAGGCUAGAAAGAGAAGUCGUAGGAACUCCGAAGAGUAUGAGAGAGAGUUUUCGGAUGAUAGAGCUGACUCUGACACUGGAAGAAGCAUGAGUCUCAAGGGAAAAGAGAGAGAGAGAGAUAAUCUCAGGGAUGAGAGACCCAAGGACCGGGAUUCGGAUUGGGGUGAGAGGAAUCAUGAUUGGGAAGACUCAAAGGACAAUUGGAAGAAGCGCCAUCACGAAAGGCACGAGAAAGAGGGAAAAGAUGGUGAUGGGGACUUUGAUUAUGAUCGAGAUUUCGAUUUGCAUAGGCGUGAUCGCGAUAGGAUGGAGAGAGAGAAGUUGCACAGAGGAUCAGGAGAGAGAGCCAAUCGAGGCAGGAUGGAGGGCUCGAAAAGCUUUGCCACCACUAGUGAUGGUUCAGAUAGAACAGGGAGCCAAGUAAAUUCUCUUGAUUAUGGGAGGACUGAUAACAACUCCUCUUUCAUGGGGUGGAAAAAUGAUACAGGUACCCAUCAAGAUUUUGCUAUGGGCACACCUGAAAGAAAUUGGGGUUUCAAUUCAUUAGAUGAAAAGGCAAGAAUGGGGGAUGCAUAUGGCUCAGGGUUUGAUAUGCAGGACCGAUAUGAUGAUGAUGGUCCUCCAGGGCUUGAUCAAAACUUAGCGUUGAACUCAGGGAGGAUGAUUUCAGAUGUUGCAAGUGAUUCUGGGGCUGUAGGAAGAGGUCGAGGGCAAAAGGCCAGUCUAAGCAACAUGAACCGUGUAAACCAAUCAGGAAACAUGCCCCAAUCUCCAUUUGCGAAUACCCCUGGCACCAACUCCUUUGCAAGAGUAGGGCAAGGGGGUAAAGGUGGGAGACCAGGAAGGCCAGGAAGAGGAAGGAUCACUGCAAGAGAUGGGCAAAGAGGCGGAAUUCCUCUUCCACUAAUGAGUCCAAGUCCAGGACCUGGGGUCCCCCCUUUUGCUCAUAUAGCUAUGCCUCCUGCUCCUAUGCAAACACUUGGUCCAAACAUGUCACCUAGCCCUGGGCCCCCACUUGGUCCAGGUGCUUUUAUGCCUCCUUAUGGAGGCCAUAUGGUUUGGACAGGACCUCGACCCGAGCUUAAUAUGCUUGCAGUGCCCCCUGGUUUGGCACCUAUUCCUCCACCUGGACCAACUGGCCCUAGGUUUGUUCCUAAUAUGGGGCCUGGUCCAAAUCAAGCUAUAUAUUUUGGUCAACCUGGCAUAGGUCGAGGGAUCCCUCCCAAUAUGCCUGGUCCUGGUUUUGGUGGAAAUAACUCAAUGGGAAGAGGGAUGCCUGGUGAAAAAGGCAAUAUGGGUAGGGGUCCUCCAAGAAUUACGGGACCUCCUGGUAAAGCACCUUCUAGAGGGGAACAAAAUGACUAUUCUCAGAAUUUUGUUGAUACUGGUAUGAGGCCCCAGAAUUUCAUCAGGGAGUUGGAGCUCACGAGUGUGGUUGAAGACUAUCCCAAAUUGAGAGAGCUUAUACAGAAGAAAGAUGAGAUUGUCGCUAACUCCAAUUGUGCACCAAUGUACUACAAGUGUGAUCUUAAGGAGCAUGUGCUUUCUCCUGAAUUUUUUGGCACUAAAUUUGAUGUCAUCCUUGUGGACCCUCCAUGGGAGGAGUAUGUUCAUAGGGCACCGGGUGUUGCGGAUCAUAUGGAGUACUGGACAUUCGAGGAAAUACAAAAUCUUAAAAUAGAGGCUAUUGCUGACACUCCAUCAUUUAUUUUCUUAUGGGUUGGUGAUGGUGUUGGUCUUGAGCAAGGUCGUCUUUGCCUGAAAAAGUGGGGAUUUCGGAGGUGUGAGGAUAUAUGUUGGGUGAAGACAAAUAAGGGAAACGCAACGCCAUCAUUGCGACAUGACUCACACACUUUGUUUCAGCAUUCAAAGGAACACUGCCUGAUGGGCAUAAAGGGUACAGUACGGCGUAGCACUGAUGGGCAUAUCAUCCAUGCUAACAUUGACACUGACAUUAUUAUUGCUGAAGAGCCUCCUUAUGGUUCCACAAUAAAACCAGAAGACCUAUACCGCAUAAUUGAGCAUUUUGCUUUGGGCCGGAGGCGAAUUGAGCUGUUUGGUGAAGACCAUAACAUUCGUGCGGGUUGGCUGACUGUUGGCAAAGGCUUGUCUUCUUCGAAUUUCAAUACUGAGGCCUACGUGAAGGGUUUUUCUGACAAAGAAGGCAAGGUAUGGCAAGGUGGUGGGGGCCGCAACCCCCCACCGGAAGCCCCCCACCUUGUCUCCACAACUCCCGAGAUAGAGAGCCUUCGCCCCAAAUCCCCCCCGCAAAAGAAUCAACAGCAGCAGCAGCAAGGCACUUCUAUAUCGCAAAAUGCAGCCAGUUCCACCAAUAAGAAAACAGCUGGUAAUUCACCUGUGCCCCACCAAAACUCACCAAUAACUAUUAUUUUAGGAGGGAACCAGGAGGCGUCGGCCUCGAAUAUGCCCUUUCCCAUGUCGGUAUCACCAGGCCCCCCAGAGCUGGUGAGGGCGGCUGGUUCCGGCAAUAUGCCUAUUUUCUCGGGCAUCUCGAGGGUUUCAUCAGUUGGGUCGAGAAUUCAGGAGGUGGAGGGUGUGUUAACUGAUGAGAGGGUUUUGGAUUUGGAGGGUAGUAACUUGGACAUGGACAUGGACAUGAGGUGAGAGAGAGAGAGUGAGACUGAGGGAAGAGAUGGUCCAUAAGGAAGGGUGGUUUGUUCUGUUGUAAUAUGCGGGCUCUUGGAGCCUUUCAUUCAAUUGUAAUUUUUGGUUUUGUUUUUUGUCAUUUUGAUGGGCGCUUUUACCUCUCAUGGGGUUUGCUGCCGCCUAUGUACAUUAAAGCUUAAUUAAUAUUAUGAAAGGGGGAAUAAGGGUAAA
Messenger RNA from Amborella trichopoda, 4385 nucleotides. Its product is annotated as Methyltransferase MT-A70 family protein. Lineage: Eukaryota; Viridiplantae; Streptophyta; Magnoliopsida; Amborellales; Amborellaceae. Gene Ontology annotation, biological process: mRNA modification; methylation. Gene Ontology annotation, cellular component: RNA N6-methyladenosine methyltransferase complex; nucleus. Gene Ontology annotation, molecular function: mRNA binding; methyltransferase activity. The record is from RefSeq and is a predicted model, not a curated record.